AUGGCCUCAACUAAAAAUUUUUUUUCCAAAGAAGACAUAAGUAAUGAGGAAGGGAAUGAAAAAGAGGAAAAGAAAUCAAACAAUAAGGAACUAUUAGAAAAUAAUUCAGAGAAGUCCUGUUCUGGUAUACAGAAAACUAUUAGAUUAUUAAACUUAUUUAGUAAUAGUGAAAAGAAAAGGAAAAUUGAUAUUAGUACUGAAGAAUGUGCUGAUAAAAUAUUAGAAAAACAAAAUACUUUAAGUUCAAAAGAUAAAGAUCAAAAUCGUUUAAAUUAUAUGAAUAAUGAAUAUAUGAAUGAAAAAGGAAAUGUUAAAUUAUGUGAGGAGCAGAGAGAAGGUACACAUAUUCGUAUGAGUCAUUUGGGGAAUGAGGUAUCUUACAAUAAAACUGUUUCGACUUUUGAAAGGAAUGAAAUUAAUGAUGAGAAAAAGAAUGAUAUCAAAAUGAACGAUAUAAAAAAUGACGAUAUUAAAAAUGGAGACAUAAAAAAUAAUGAUAUAAAUAAUGACGAUAUAAAAAAUGGCGACAUAAAAAAUAAUCAUAUAAAUAAUGACGAUAUAAAAAAUGGCGACAUAAAAAAUAAUCAUAUAAAUAAUGACGAUAUAAAAAAUGGCGACAUAAAAAAUAAUGAUAGAAUAUCAUUAUAUGGGAAAUCAAAGAAAGGAGAAGAAAAAAAUAGAUAUAGUAAAGAAAAAACAAGUAUCCAUGUACAUCCAGAAGUAGAAAAAAAAGAUAAUAUAAAACAUUUUUUUGAUUACACCAAAUAUAGAAAUAAAUGUAAUGUAACAUUUUCAAUGAAAUAUAAAGAUAGUUCUGUAAGUCUAAGUAAUGACAAGUUAACUUGUUAUGGUGAUAAAGGAUGGUCUAGUGUGUUUGUAAAUAAUGGUGCAGACAUUGGAAAAUGGUAUUAUGAAAUAAAAAUUGAAGAACCUGUACAGAAUUUCAAUUUUUUAGGUUAUAAAGAUAAAAUUAUAAAAGUCAAUCCAUAUAUAAGAGUUGGUUUUGCUUGUAGAUAUAUGAGAUAUGAUUAUCCUAUAGGUACAGAUAAAUAUAGUUAUUGUGUUAAUAGUAAAAAUGGAAAAAUAUUUAAUAAUUCUAUUAGUUAUGAUUGUAUGGAACCUUUUAAUGUAGGUGAUAUUAUUGGUUGUUAUUUAAAUUUAAAAAAUAAAAAUUCAUAUAAUUUCGAUCCAAGAUUAGAUAAAAAGUUAUAUGAACAUUUACAAAAUGGAAUAUUAUGUGAUCCAAAAAAUCCACCUAUCUUAAAAAAAAAUGAAGGUUCAACAAUAUUUUUUUCUUUAAACGGGCAAAUAAAAAAAACAUCCUUUAUGGAUAUUUAUGAAGGAUUUUAUCAUCCGUCUGUAAGUUUAUAUAUGGGAGCAUCAGCUAAAAUUAACUUAGGCCCUAAUUUUACAUAUAACCAUUUGCAGGAUUACGUCCCAUGUGUAUAUAUGGAGCCUCCCAUCGUAUUAUAA
Molecule: messenger RNA, 1473 nt
Organism: Plasmodium gaboni
Lineage: Eukaryota; Apicomplexa; Aconoidasida; Haemosporida; Plasmodiidae
Product: putative SPRY domain
Exons: 1
Coding region: 1-1473 (490 amino acids)
Cellular component (GO): Set1C/COMPASS complex
Molecular function (GO): protein binding; transcription cis-regulatory region binding
Source: RefSeq, a predicted model, not a curated record